Molecule: messenger RNA, 1599 nt
Organism: Ordospora pajunii
Lineage: Eukaryota; Fungi; Microsporidia; Ordosporidae
Exons: 1
Coding region: 1-1599 (532 amino acids)
Source: RefSeq, a predicted model, not a curated record
AUGGAGACAAUCGAGGUUAACGUUGACGAGGGCACUGAUGAGCCUGAUGGUAAUAGACUUGCUAUGGUAAUAGAUGCUGCAUAUAGAGUGAUUGAUUUGGUAAAGUCAUGGGGAAAGCGUGAUGAGGAAUGUGCAUUGUGUGAUAGAGGUGUGUGCAUAUCCACGCCACAUGAUGUGGUGGAGAUAUACUGCCAUCUGCUUGCAUGUGUAUCUAAUCAUGUGAUGGAGAUUUCCCCAAUUGUGUUUGAGGAUUUUUUUGUUGUUGAGGCUUUUGUGCUUGAUCAGAUCUGUGAGAGGGAGGUGUUUGAUAUCAGUCGGAUUCUUGAGAGAGCAGACUGCCUUACAGCACCAAAUCGCAAAGACACGCACACUUGCAAGCAACGAAGGAUCCUUGAGCUUGUCAGUAGAUGUUUUCCAGGCGAAAUGAUAAACAUUCAGUGUGAGCAAGUUCUUGAGUCCUUGAUGUACAAGGUUUACAACAAGUAUAGUGAAUUUGAUAUUGAAUGUAUUUCUUCCAAGGAUGCAGAGCUGUUACUGAUUGUUUUGUUCAGGAGGGUUGAGCCAUCAAGGUUUUUCAAAGUGUUGAGCUUGUCAGGUCCAACGAAGGGCGUGAUGAGGCUGGGCAUGCUGAUGGCACUGAAGGAAGAAAACAGCUCUCUGGUAGAUAAGCUGCAGAAAGAGUUGGCAGCAGUGGACAUGUCGCUGGAAAGCCACUUUGUGGAGAACACGGAGCUGAUAGGCAUGGCGAUUGAUGUAGACCAGGCCAUGCUUGUUGAGGAUAUUGAUGAAUGGAUAGCCCACAGAAAGGAGGAGAUGGAGUGGGAGGAAAGGGUACACUUUUGGUCUCUAAACAGAGAUGGAUCGUGCGAGUCGUUGAACAAAUCUAUGAUGAGUCUUUGUAUUAAGCAUAGGAAGUAUGAUGAUGGAUGGGCAAUUUAUUGUAAGGGAUGCAAGAAGACGUCGGAUGUGAUUCGCAGAGGCUGUAUGCUGUCUCUGAAUGCAUUGAAGGAAACGGAUGACCAGAAAUGGAUUUUGAGGCUAUUUGAGGCAGUGGAGGAGUCGUUUCGUAGUGGAGACUCGGAAGCAGGAUAUAUUGCAGCAAAUGAUGUUUUAAAGAAUUUGCCGUGCUUUCCAGAGAUCACAAGAGAUUUGGUUUUGAAGGAAUUUGUUCGACGGAUAGAUUUUUUGGAAGAACAUGAGGAAAUAGUGAAUCUUGUGAUACGGGAGCUUGUUGAACUAUGCAAAGAUUAUGAAUGUGGUCAAGAAUAUGCACAUUAUGGAGAAUAUACAAACUUGUUUUAUGGCAGGUGGAAGAACAACAAGAUGAGUGGGGAGUAUGUGCUUGGAGGAAACGAAGAGAUUGAGUCAGAGAUGUAUUUGAAUGUGUUGAGUGUGUUUGAUUCUCUGCACGAUAGAAAUAGGAUACUUGAAGUUGUUGGGGACAUUGCUAACAGCAACAUGAAGAUUACAAAAGAGCUCUCGCUCAAGAUGCAAGCCAUCAGCAAGAUAAGUGUGGGAUCUAUUGAAGUAGGCUCCUUGUCUCUGGAGCAAUACACAGUGCUUGAAAGGCUGAUGUCAUUGGCUCUGCAAAAGCAUUAA